AUGGAAAAGGAGGACCAAAAAUCAGAUAGAAAAACAUUAAAGCAACAGUUAAGUGAAAACAGAACUAGAAGAUUUCAUGAAUAUCAAAAACGGUUAGAGUCGAAGAAUUCCGCAUAUCUACUUGAUAAGAAGUCCACAAAGUUUUAUGAGGAAUUGAGGCAAAGGGAUUUAGAUGAGGACAGAAGGAUUAAACAACAAGAAGCUAUUGAGCUUCAAAGAUUCAAGCAGUUACAGGAAAGGAAAAAAGUACUCUCGAAACUGACAAAAAGUACACCACUUGGAAAUAUCAAUAAGCCAGCGAUUCUACCUAGGAAGAAUCUACAGAAGGCAAGAGAAAACACGUUUGAAGGGCGACUGGUUGAACCAUCUUCAAGCAAAGAAGACAAAGAAGAAAAUAAUAGUAGUAAUGGCAAAAAUAGUAUACUAGUUGGAUAUGAAUCUAGUGAAGAAGAGGUUUAA
This is a messenger RNA of Candida dubliniensis CD36, 459 nucleotides long. RefSeq lists its product as uncharacterized. Bases 1 to 459 code for a protein of 152 amino acids. The transcript is spliced from 2 exons. NCBI's taxonomy places the organism in Eukaryota, Fungi, Ascomycota, Pichiomycetes, Serinales, Debaryomycetaceae. The record is from RefSeq and is a predicted model, not a curated record.